Penicillium brevicompactum is the source of this 927-nucleotide messenger RNA. RefSeq lists its product as uncharacterized. NCBI's taxonomy places the organism in Eukaryota, Fungi, Ascomycota, Eurotiomycetes, Eurotiales, Aspergillaceae. The transcript has 3 exons. The record is from RefSeq and is a predicted model, not a curated record. Gene Ontology annotation, molecular function: acyltransferase activity, transferring groups other than amino-acyl groups. Bases 1 to 927 code for a protein of 308 amino acids.
AUGUCGACCCAACGCUUCCACGUUUGGUACCUGCGAAGAGAUGAAAUUCCUGCCCUCGUCGAUCUGGCUUACUCUGCUCGUCUUGCCCAGGUUGUGAACCAUGUCAUCUUCCAAAACAGGGGUGGUGAAGACAUCCAACGCGUCCAGUGUGAGCGCGCCGUGAGAGCCCUUUUUGAUGACCCCACAGCAAAGUGCGCCAUCAUCAAACCCGAGGAUUCAGAUGAGAUAGUUGGCUUCUGUAUCGAAAAGCGCUGUGUCAAUGAUGCCCAGGUCAAUUCACCCUCGCCAGAAGGACCGACAAAACCGGCAAAGCGCCCCAGGCUAGACCUCAGGAUAGUCACUGGAGCCUCUGAGCCUGAGCUACCUGACUAUCCCAACUUCUUGCAGCAGCCAAAUUCUCACACUGGGACCAAUUUGACAAACACUCAUAGCGAGAAGGAUCAGGACACAGUCAUGUCAGACGAUCUCAAUCGCUCCAGUCCAGAAGCAACCCCAAAGUCCUUUUCGGGCCAAUAUUCCGCCCUGCACUACCGCAACUUCUUUUUGAGUGAUCCCCCAAGCCCAGACGGCCACGCGAUGGCAGUCUACAAAAUUGCCAAAGAAAAUUUGAGCAUCAUUGACCAGCAGAUGCUUGGGAUCAAUUACAUUGGUGAGAAUAUGAUUGAGUACCUGUGGGUCAAGCCUGACUACCGAUUCAAGGGAAUUGGGCAAAAAUUCGUGGAUGACUGCAUUAAGGAUGCCACGAGUCAUGCACUCCCCCUUUACAUAUGUGCCGAGCCUACCGCUGCUGGGUUCUUUCGCUCAUGCGGAUUCCUUGAUACCAUGAGCUUUAUUGUGAAUCUGGCACAGAAUGCCCCGGAUAUGAGCGGAUAUGGGGAGCAUCGGUCCAUUUGGAUGCGUUGGCUCCCACCAGUUGGCAGGAGAUGA